AUGAGUAGUGUGUGCGCCGAGCAGCACAAGUUUCACACCUCCCACCACCUCCUUUCAUCCAAGAAAUCCCACCACCUCCUCAGGGAAGUUGACAUUCCACCGAGAAAGCUCCUCACCCGCCGCUCUGCAGCUCACCAAGACAUAUCGUCCUCCCCCGACAUGUACGACUCUCCACGCUUCUCUGCUUCCGACGAGGCCGUCCUCCGCAAGUUCCUCCCCUACAACUCUGACGACGAUGACGACGACCCCUACUCUUCCGACCACUUCCGCAUGUACGAGUUCAAGGUCCGCCGCUGCACCCGCAGCCGCAGCCACGACUGGACCGACUGCCCUUUCGCCCAUCCCGGCGAAAAGGCCAGGCGCCGUGAUCCCCGCUGCUAUCACUACUCCGGCACAGUAUGCGCCGACUACCGCCGCGGCGGGUGUAGCCGCGGCGACAGCUGUGAGUUUGCGCACGGUGUUUUCGAGUGUUGGCUGCAUCCGGCGAGGUACAGAACCGAGGCAUGCAAAGACGGCAAGCACUGUAAAAGGAAGGUUUGUUUCUUUGCUCACACCCCACAUCAGCUCCGCAUCUUGCCUGUGAAUCACUCACGGAGCUCUUCACCUGAUGAAGUAGUCAUCUCUCCCGGCUCCGGUUGUUGCAAGAAGAGUAGCAAGUACCUGAAUAACUCGGCCAACUCGCCGAGUUCGACUCACUGCUGUUCGUUCUGCCGUUCUGUGACUUGUUCCCCGACUUCCACUCUGCUCGGUAUGUCGCCGAUGUCUCCAUACGGUGAUGAAUCCAAGUGUCACUUCUCUAGCGGGUUCAAUCAGAUGCAUGCUGGUUCAGCUGGGAUGCCCAGCUACAAAGAUGUUCUUUCAGAGCUGAUGACCUCUUUGGAGAAAAUGAAAGUCAACAACAUGGAAGCAGCUACUACACCAGUUUCAUCACCAAUCAGUUCUGUUGCAUCAAGUUACCGGAAUACGCCCUGGGUUGACGUCUCUUCAUACAAUGCUUUUGCUGAAGAUCAGCAGCAACAGUUCAUUCUUUCACCUAAUUCUAUUCCAAGCCCUUUAUCAGCUGGAACUAAUUUUUUCAGUCACCGUUGUAGUUCUGGAAAUGGCUCAAGGAAAAGCUUGGUCUUCGAUGAGCAGAACAAGGCCACUGACAUUUAUGGAGGAGGUUGUAAUAGCCCCGACCCUGAUCUUGGAUGGGUCAACGAUCUGUUGAUGUAA
Molecule: messenger RNA, 1215 nt
Organism: Fragaria vesca subsp. vesca
Lineage: Eukaryota; Viridiplantae; Streptophyta; Magnoliopsida; Rosales; Rosaceae
Product: zinc finger CCCH domain-containing protein 2-like
Exons: 1
Coding region: 1-1215 (404 amino acids)
Molecular function (GO): metal ion binding
Source: RefSeq, a predicted model, not a curated record